AUGUCAGACACCGAAUCAGACACCGCAAGCUCGGUCGGCAGCAUCGUCGAAGAUGCAAGCGAGCCAGAUACGACUAGCUUCAAAGAUCUAUUCUCGGAUCGACAAUGGACUCGUGUGUCAGAUAUGGUAGAGCACAACAAAGCUGAGAUUGGCUUUGAUCUUCCUGCCACGAUCAAAGGACUUGGAUCAGACGCGGACGAGAUCACUGUCAUCAAGCUGAUCAACUACCUCCGGUCUGAAGCACAAAAAGGCACCGAUCCUAAGAGUAUCAAAGUAACUACAGAUGAUCUCGCGAGCGACAAGUAUCUGCAGCCAGUAUUGGAGGAUGAUGCUUUACUAUUCGAACUUGGGGAUCUCAUGCCGGAUGACGACAACAAGGCCAUCGACUACGACGAGUACGAGGCCAAGAUGCACAAGGACAUGCAAGAGGACUUCUCCAAGAUCAAGCUCACCAACGACCGGGACCAGGACUACUUCGAAUCGUACAAAGGCAACAGCAUUCACCGUGAGAUGAUUGAGGAUCGGGUAAGAACAGAAGGGUACCGUGACUUCAUUGAAAAGAACGCCGAGGUGUUUGCUGGAAAGACUGUGCUAGAUGUUGGAUGUGGUACUGGUAUUCUGUCCCUCUUCUGCGCACGAGCAGGCGCAAAGAAAGUGUUCGCAGUCGACAACUCUGGCAUCGCAGUCCGCGCUAAGGAGAUCAUCGCAAAGAACGGGUACCAAGACCGCAUUGAACUGAUCCAGGGUCGCGCCGAAGACUUCAACACGCAGCGGCUGAUCGGCAAGGAGAAGGUCGACAUCAUCAUCUCUGAAUGGAUGGGCUACGGCCUACUUUUCGAAGGCAUGCUAGACUCUGUUCUGCGCGCACGAGACAUGUACCUCAAGCCUGAUGGCAUCAUGGUACCUUCCCACUGCAACAUCCGCCUCGCACCAAUCUCGGAUGCCGACUGGAUAGCAGACAGCACGAGUGAGAAGUUUUGGAAAGACAUCUACGGCUUCGACUUCUCACCCAUGAUCCCAGGAGGUCUGCUCAACACACACGAGAUCGGUGUCUUCGAUGUUCCCGAGAAGGCGCUUUGCGGCAGUGCGACGAGUCAUCUGCUUGAGAUGAAGACUGUGUCCGUGCAAGACCUAAGCUUCAAUGUACCUCUUCGUAUGACGCUUGACCGCGACAUCACGUCUCUCCAGGCCAUUGCAAUAUGGUUCGAUACCAUCUUCAUCCACCCUGGAAGCUCACAAGACGUCAAGACGCUGGAUAAUGUUGAUUGGGGCAAGAACGGUAUCCCGGGCCUGGGCUUCUCGACGGGACCGAGCAACACACCGACACAUUGGCAUCAGGCGGUACUGCUGCUGGACAAAGAGGUUGCGGAGAAGCAAGCAUAUAAGAAGGGCACAGUGUUGGAGGGUAGCUUGACAUAUGCGAAGGAGAAGGGUGAUGAUCGGGGUAUCACCGUGACGGUGGAAUGGAAGGGUCAGGGAGAACAGGGCGAUGUUGAGGGAAAGGUGCAAAGGACGAUGGCCUAG
Molecule: messenger RNA, 1524 nt
Organism: Alternaria atra
Lineage: Eukaryota; Fungi; Ascomycota; Dothideomycetes; Pleosporales; Pleosporaceae
Exons: 2
Coding region: 1-1524 (507 amino acids)
Biological process (GO): peptidyl-arginine methylation
Cellular component (GO): nucleus
Molecular function (GO): protein-arginine N-methyltransferase activity
Source: RefSeq, a predicted model, not a curated record